AUGGCAGGCCAGGACAAGAAGAAGUCCAAGAAGGCCGGAGCCAGAGGCGAAGCUGGCCCGGUGAUCACUGAUCCCCGUUUUGCUAAUAUCCAAUCUGACCCUCGUUAUCGCCUACCGAGCAAGCGCCAGACUCGUGUCAAACUCGACAAGCGCUUUGCGCACAUGCUCGAUGAUAAGGACUUCUCUCGAAAUGCUGCCGUUGAUCGAUAUGGUCGCAAACUUGCAAAGGAUGACACCAAGAAACAGCUGAAGAAGUUUUACAGCUUGGAAGAUGAUGACGAGGAGGAUGAAGCGGACGAGGACGAGGAUGAUCUGAACGCGGAUGACGACGACGAGGUGCAAAAAGAGUUGAAGCGCGUGGAAGAACGUUCAUAUGAUCCUGCUAGAGAUGGUGGCUUCACAGAAUCAUCUUCCGAAGAGAGCUCCAGCGACGAGGAGGAAGAAGAUGAGGUGGAGAAUGAAGACGACGAGGUCGAGUUCCCAGACAAGCAGCAAGCCAAUGUGCCACUUGGAGAGGUUACGAACCGCGUCGCAGUUGUCAACUUGGAUUGGGACAACAUCCGUGCUGAGGACUUGAUGGCCUGUUUCUCCAGUUUCCUACCAGCGGGUGGUCGCGUCCAAAAUGUCACCGUUUACCCCAGUGAAUUUGGAAAGGAGCGAAUGGAAAAGGAAGAGAUUGAGGGCCCUCCAAGAGAGAUCUUUGCCUCGGCCAAGGGAGACGCUGCGGAUGAGGAUGAGGAAGAGGAACUUGAUUCCGAGGAAGAGGAGGAGCAAAUCAAGAAGUCUUUGCUCAAGGCCGACACGGGUGAAGAAUUCAACUCUACGAAACUGCGCCAAUACCAGCUUGAGCGGCUGCGCUACUUUUACGCCAUCCUUACGUUCUCAAAUAAGGAAUGUGCCAAGCACGUUUACGACCUCGUCGAUGGCGCCGAAUACCUUUCCAGUGCCAACUUUUUCGACCUCCGCUUCGUCCCCGAUGAUACCGAUUUCUCCGAUGACAAGCCUCGCGAUACGUGCUCUCGAAUCCCCGAUGGAUACAAGCCGAACGAAUUCGUGACAGAUGCUUUGCAGCACAGCAAGGUCAAGCUGACCUGGGAUGCGGACGACAAGUCACGAAAAGAGGCACAGGCUCGGGCGUUCCGCGGUUCUCGGAAAGAAAUCGACGAGAAUGACCUGAAAGCAUACCUAGGGAGCGACAGUUCUGACAGCGAGGACGAGGAAGAUGGCGGUGUGGAGGUUGUUGAUAACACUGCAAACGAAGGCACAAGCGUCAAGCUUUCCAAGAAGGAGGCCGAGAGACAACGCAUGCGUGAAUUGCUUGGUCUGAGCACCAAACCUACUCCUUCUUCCAAGUCCGCUGGCCCCGUCGGUGAGAUGGAGGUUACCUUCACAUCUGGUCUCGCGGGCGGCCGUGGCAAGGAUACAAGUAUCUUUGAGAACGAGCCCCAAAUUGAGGAGACCGCCCUUGAGCGUUAUGUGCGGAAGGAGCGUGAACGCAAGAAGCGACGCAAGGAAAGACGCCAGGCUGAGAAACAGGGCGAGGAUCCUUCUGAAUCUAAGGAGGCGGAGAGUGGUUCUGAUGCUGAGAACGAACCCAACCCAGCCGAGGAGGAAGACUUGGGCUUCAACGAUCCAUUCUUCAACGAUCCUAGUGGCAAGGCUACGUCUGCGGCUCGUCGUAAGGAGGAGAAGCGCAAGAAGCGCGAGGAACGUGCUGCGGAGGAAGCUGCCUCGGCAGCCCAACGUGCCGAGCUCGAGUUGCUGAUGCUGGACGAUGAGAAGGCAAAGAUCCAGCACUUUGACAUGAACGAGAUUGAGAAGGCAGAGAAACAGGCCCGACGGAAGGGCAAGAGCAAGGGCAAGGGCAAGAACAAGAACCAGGAGGCUGCUGUCACCGACGACUUCAAUGUCAAUGUCAACGAUCCCCGGUUCUCUCGCCUGUUCGAGAGUCACGAAUUUGCCAUUGACCCGACCAACCCCCGGUUCAAGGCGACCUCCGGCAUGAAGGCCCUCUUGGACGAGGGUCGUAAGCGCCGACACACCGGAGAUGACGGUGAACCGGAGGCACCUACAGACAGCCGGGAUCGGUCCAAGAAGCAAAAGAAGGCCUCGAAGGACUCUGGACUUGAUGACUUGAAACAAUUGGCUGAUAAGGUCAAGCGGCGGUCCAAAGCGUGA
Messenger RNA from Penicillium daleae, 2178 nucleotides. Its product is annotated as pre-rRNA-processing protein ESF1. Gene Ontology annotation, cellular component: nucleus. Gene Ontology annotation, molecular function: RNA binding. Gene Ontology annotation, biological process: rRNA processing. Lineage: Eukaryota; Fungi; Ascomycota; Eurotiomycetes; Eurotiales; Aspergillaceae. The record is from RefSeq and is a predicted model, not a curated record. The transcript is spliced from 2 exons. The coding region runs from base 1 to 2178 and encodes 725 amino acids.